This is a messenger RNA of Naegleria fowleri, 3615 nucleotides long. RefSeq lists its product as uncharacterized. Gene Ontology annotation, molecular function: protein kinase activity; microtubule binding; ATP binding. The coding region runs from base 1 to 3615 and encodes 1204 amino acids. The record is from RefSeq and is a predicted model, not a curated record. Gene Ontology annotation, biological process: protein phosphorylation; phragmoplast assembly; cytokinesis by cell plate formation. The transcript is spliced from 3 exons. Lineage: Eukaryota; Heterolobosea; Eutetramitea; Acrasida; Naegleriidae.
AUGGAUAAUUUUCAAAUUUACGAAGAGAUUGGCAAGGGUAGCUCAUCGGUGGUGUAUAAGGGAAGAAAACGAAAAACUAUUGAAUAUGCAGCAGUAAAAUGUGUUGAAAAGCACCACCAUCAAAAGGUGUUCAACGAAUACUGUACUGGAGAUUUAAUGACCUUGUUAUCCCAAGAUCAAAGGCUGCCGGAGGAAGCAAUCCAUUUAUUUGCUCUUGAUAUUGUCAACGGACUUCAAUAUGUUCAUUCUAGGGGCGUUGUUUACUGUGAUUUGAAACCUUCAAACAUUUUAAUUGAUGGAUGUGGUAUUUUGAAAUUAAGUGGCUUCGGAUUGUCAAAAUUGAUGAAAGAAAUUGACCAAAGUUUAUCGUCUCCAAUUACAACUCCUUCAACAACAUCAUCAGCUUCGGAAAAACCAAAUGAUGGAAAAUUAAAACGAGGAACUCUUUGUUAUACCGCUCCAGAACUGUUGAUGGGAGGAUUUCAUUCUGUGUAUUCAGAUUUUUGGUCUUUGGGAUGUAUUCUCUAUGAAAUGGCUUCGGGAAAACCACCUUUUGUUGGUUCCACACCAGAGCAGACCAUGGAAUUAAUUCUGAACUCGGAGCUUAAACCAAUCGAAAACUGCAGCGAGGAACUCAAUGAUUUAAUUAAGUCUCUACUUCAGAAAAACUCUUUGGACAGAAUAACAUGGGACGAAUUAAGAGAACAUCCCUUUUGGAAGGAAAAAAUAGUGGCUCCUCCUGAAGAAUUAAGGAAACAUCUCCAUCCUUCUCCAGUUUAUCUCAAUAGUGUUAAACUUAUUUAUUCAAAAACCUCUAAAAGUGAAAACGUAAUGAGGCUAUCCAAGAUUGUUCAGUCUAAUCUUGAAAAAGAGCUUGGACCAAGUUACGACGGACGAUCAAGCGAAAAACCUUCUGGCAAAAAAGUUACAGACAUUGAAUACAAUUUCGACGAGUCUGAUAACGAAAGCGGAGAUGAUCUCUCAAAAGAAAAUGCAGAAAUGGACGAAGAGGAACAAGGAUUCAGCGAAUCAUCUGAUGCCAGAAAUCAUGAGAAGGAUAGCGCGGAGCCAAUUAUAAGAAGGCCCAGUUCCCAAAAUAAUGUUACGAAUUUGAAAUUGUCCAUUUCUGAUGUCCAAAAGCUAAUGUUUAAUCAGUCAGACACUUAUGUCAAGCCAAUAAUUAUGAACUCCAGAAUUGAAAAAGUAUCAAGUCCAAAGUAUGACAAAACAAAGUUGCCCUUCGAGCCUCAUCCUCUCAAAAAGGUGUUAAACAUGCCUCAAAAAGACCUGGAAAACUUUCUUACGCAAAUAUACAAGGCUCUGGUAGCCAAUGGAGACAACACCGUGAAACUUAAUUGCUUAUGCUACUUUGAAACUCUUUGUACAGACACCCAAUCAUCCAAUUUACUCGUGAACAGUUCCCUAAUGAAACUGUUUAUCAAAAUGUUGAAAGCUUACAAAUCACCCAUGCUAAGGGUUAGGUUAUGCUCUGUCACAGGAUUGUUGGUAAGACAUGCUACAUACAUCUCUGGAGACUUGUUGAACAAUGAAAUCUUUGACGUGUUUGUUGAACUUGUGCAGAAGGAUAAUGGUGUGAAAGUGAAAAGAAGAGCAUUGGCAUGUAUGGGAGAAUUAGUAUUUUAUGUUGCAACACAGAUACCCUCUAACCAAAAAGAAAUUACAUUGGUCGAUUUGCCACACUCAAUCGUUACUACUGUUGUGGAUAGUUUGAAGUUUUCUGAUGAAGUGGUUCAACAUUACGCUACAAAGACCAUUGAAAACAUAGCAGCCCAGAGCCCUCAAUACUCUCAAAAGUUUGCCACUGUGGAAUGCAUUUCUUCUCUGCUUCAAAUUUUCUUUUCCUCAAAGAAUGAGUUCCUUAGGGGAAGUGCUAUUUCUUCUUUAGCACGAAUGGCAAGAAAUAAGGCAUCCCUGUCAUUGCAGCUUGUUGAGCUUAUUACACCCAAAAAACUAAUGUCCUUACUGAAAGAUGGUAACAUCAGAGUGCAACAAUCUGCUAUUAACAUCAUCAACAUGGCUCUUCUCUCCGACUCUAACUCUAAGCUUUGUAAAGCUUUGGUUGAGGAUCCAGCAUUUGAGGAUGCAUUAUCCCUUCUUGUCGACCAUCAAAGUUACACACUCAGAGCUAAAUGCUUGAUAACAUAUUUCAUUAUUUCUAAAAACAACACUAAUUUUAUUGUGAAGAGCUUUGGUCCAAAACUCUGUGCUUGCUUGGACAGAUUAAUGACAAAGGAAAAAGAACAAUAUGUGAGGACAUGUUUACUCGGAUUAUUGGAUUCAGUGAGCGAGCUUAUUCCAUCAUUGCUACAACAAAUUUUCCAACAGCUAGACAAAAACAUGAGUGCUUCGACCAUCGCAGCACAAAACAAAAAUCUUGAGUUUGUUUUGCUUGUGAUGACAACACCCUCAUUGAGCGAACGGUUAAUAACAGAGAACAUCAUUAUUCAGUUAUCUAAGUUACUGAAUCAAAUUGGAUCAAAAGCUGGAUUGGAGGAAUCAUCAAAUACAGUGCUUCUUGUGAUUGAGGCUCUGUCAAGACAACCAAUGACGCCGUCCUACCACAAAGUUGUUGUUAGUUCCUUGCUUCCUUCUUUAGUUGAAAUGCUCAACAACACAAAUGGAGAUGUUCGAUUUUUAUGCUUGAAAAUAUUUACCGACAUCCUUGUUCAAUUUCUUAACGACAAGAAUGUAUAUAAUUUACAAGAUACAAGCCAUGAGUGUACAAAACAAGUUAAUGACUUCAUUGUAAAGAACCUACUCCCUAAGUACAAACAAAUUUUGGAUGACCAAGACCCAAUACCGCUUUACGGCUUGAAACUAUUGAACAACAUUGCCGAGCACAAUCCAGGAUUUGUUAGUGUCAUCAACCACUUCUCUCUGAUUCCAAAGCUUUUUGAAUUUUUUGAACUCGAACAUAGAAACAAUAACGUCCACAAUGUGAGAUUGAUUUUGAAGGUCGUAAACGCUGAAGUUUUGAGCUACGAUCAAUUAUACAAAUUAGGAAUAAUUUCAAAACUAAGCGCUGUUUUGAAGUAUGCAUUUGAAAAUGGUGUUGACACCUUCUUUGAGCCUUGUUUAGGCAUUGUAGACAACCUGCUUUAUAAAGCAGCGAAACUUCUUCAUCAUUCUAACAAGGGUGAAGAUUCCAAACAAGCUGAUUCCAUGUACACCAAUAACGCAGCACUCGUUGAAAAUUUACAAGUAUUUAUGAAGUUGUGCUCACAUGAAGAUUUAGGAAUUGCAGAGUCAGCAUGCCAUGUAGUACUGCUUCUAGCUCAACAGUACUCCUCAACGCAUGAACAGUUGUUUUCGUCUGCGGGUUUGGGAUUAAUAAGGAAAAUUUUAUUAAGUCAUGUUGAUUCCCUUGACGACAACGAGGCAGAGAAUGAGGAAGCAGAUAACAGCGUAAAACGAAUUUGUAACUAUAUGCUUAACGUUCUAUUAAUUAUUUGCCAAACAAACAACAAGAUGAUUUCCAGACUGAAGCGUGAAGAUAUGUUGCUUAUUGCCAUCAACAAGGUUAGUGAGAUAAGCGGCAACAAUGAAUCUUUGAACUCUCUCGCUUUGUCCGUGAAAAAGAUUGUUAGUGAAUAA